This is a messenger RNA of Sporisorium graminicola, 627 nucleotides long. RefSeq lists its product as uncharacterized. Gene Ontology annotation, cellular component: membrane. NCBI's taxonomy places the organism in Eukaryota, Fungi, Basidiomycota, Ustilaginomycetes, Ustilaginales, Ustilaginaceae. The transcript has 2 exons. The coding region runs from base 1 to 627 and encodes 208 amino acids. Gene Ontology annotation, biological process: vesicle-mediated transport. The record is from RefSeq and is a predicted model, not a curated record.
AUGGCGUCUACAGAAUCCAAUUACCGAUCCGAGCUCUCGGGCUUUCGAUGGGCGCAAGGCAGGACCGACGAUUCUCGACCCCAAAACGCAUCCGGUGGGCCGACGAGCUAUCUAUCGACCAUCACAAAUAGCAUCUCGGGCUAUGUUCCAUUACGAUCCAACGAGCGCACCAACGAGGAAGAAGCAUAUCUCAGCUUGAGCCGGUGGGAGAGAUUCCUCGGCUUCUUGGCAUGUAUCGCUGGUGCGGCAGUGUGCUUCUUCUUCAGCUUCAUCUACCUCUCACCACCCAUUCUUGCGGUUCGACCGCAAAAGUUCGCGCUCGCCUUUUCGCUCGGCAGCAUGCUAUUCAUGAUUGGCUUCUCGGUGCUUUCUGGGCCAUUAGCACACCUCAAGCACAUCUGCAGCAAGGAGCGCUUGCCGUUUUCGAUCGCCUACUUUUCAUCUCUGGGCCUCACUAUUUACUUUGCUGUAGGCCCGCGCAAGAUGCUCCCGACGCUCGUGUUUGCUAUUGUUCAAGUGGGUGCGCUCAUCACCUACCUUGCGGCCUACUUCCCUGGUGGCACCACGACUUUGCGGUACGGUGGAAGCAUGUUGCUGCGCGGAGGAGCGUCGCUGUUGCCGAUCUGA